AUGAGCUCCAACAAUAUCUCGCCCGCGUCCCCGCGCACGCCCUCUUUCAGCGAGAAGGGUGAGGCCCACCAGUACAUCGAGAAUGCCAGCCAGCCCGUCGAACUCGAGCGCCGCUUCUCCUUCCUCGCCUGUCUUGGCCUGGGUUUCUCCCUCCUCAACUCAUGGACUGCCAUGGCGGCGUCGCUCUCGGUCGUCCUCAGCUCUGGCGGGAGCGCUGCCAUGGUGUGGGGACUUCUCGUCUCGGGCACCGGCACGAUGAUGAUGGCUAUCUCGCUGGCCGAGAUCUGUCACGUCUACCCCCUCUCCGGCGGGCAGUACGACUGGGCAUACGUUUGUGCUCCUCCGAGCAUCCGGAAGGGCGUAUCGUUCUUCACAGGCUGGAUGGCUUGUGCCGGUUGGACGUCGCUGUUUGCCGCCGCGAGCUCGCUUGGCGUGGCAUUCGUCACCGGCUGCCUCGGCAUGUGGAACGAAAACUACGAGGCGCUGAACUGGCACCUGUUCCUCAUUUUCCUCGCAUUCGCAUUCAGUGCGUCGGCUCUGAACGCAUUCGGUGUCAAAAUCCUCCCCACCAUCGACCGCUUUGCGGGCAUCUGGGGCAUGACAGGUAUCGUGGUGGUGAGCAUCACAUUGCUCGCUUGCUCGAGCGGCCGCUACCAACCUGCCAGGAAUGUCUUUGGUACCCUCACCAACGUCACUGGCUGGCCUGACGGGAUGGCUUUCAUCCUUGGCCUCCUGCAGAGCACUCUGGGUCUCACAGCCUUUGACGCAGCCUCCCAUAUGGUCGAGGAGAUCCCGCAGCCGGCCAAGAAUGCGCCACGCGUCAUGGUCAUGGCUGUUGGCCUCGGCACAAUCACGUCGUGGAUCUUCAUGGUCGUCCUCCUCUUCUGCCUUACGGACUUUGAAGCCGUCGCGGCUUCUCCCAACGGUCCCCUCCUCACAAUCUAUCACCAGGCAACGGGAAGCCUGGCGGGCAGCACUUGCCUCGUCAUCUUCAACCUCCUCAGCAUGUUCUUCUGCAUCCAGGCAGUCAACACUGUCGCAUCCCGCAUGAUCAUGUCAUUCAGCCGUGACCGCGGCAUGGGUCCGUUUUCGCGCUUCCUCUCUCCCAUCCACCCACGGCUCAAGGUGCCACUCAUGUCCAACGCCUUCAUCACGACCUGGGUUGUCAUUUUCGGCUGCGUGUGGCUCGGCUCAUCGGUCGCCCUCAACGCCAUCCUCUCCGCCGCAAUUCUUUUCGUACAGCUCUCAUAUAUUAUCCCGAUCAUCCUCGUCUUCAUUCGCGGCGAAAAGGCGUUUGAGGGUCACGAGCGCAAGUGGUCGCUCGGCAAGUGGCGCCGGCCCAUCAACCUUGGCGCAAUUGCGUUCGCCUCCAUCACAUCAAUCUGCUUCCUCUUCCCUCCUGCGAUCCCUGUGCUUUCCGGCUCGAGCAUGAACUGGGCCGUUCUUGUCCUCGCCAUUGUCAUGCUUCUCUGCGGCACGACCUGGCUUGUUGACGGGCACAAGAACUUCCACGGGCCCCUCGACCUCGAGGAGCGUCUCCUGGACGGCAAGAACGCGUGA
Molecule: messenger RNA, 1560 nt
Organism: Cutaneotrichosporon cavernicola
Lineage: Eukaryota; Fungi; Basidiomycota; Tremellomycetes; Trichosporonales; Trichosporonaceae
Exons: 4
Coding region: 1-1560 (519 amino acids)
Biological process (GO): transmembrane transport
Cellular component (GO): membrane
Molecular function (GO): transmembrane transporter activity
Source: RefSeq, a predicted model, not a curated record